AUGGCAAUAUGUAAAUGGGUUGGAUACCCUGAGCUUUUUAUCACACUUACAUGUAAUCCAAAAUGGCGAGAGGUUGUUCAUUUUGUAGAAAGUAGAGGUUUAAAACCUGAAGACCAGCCAGAUAUACUUUGUAGAAUAUUCAAAGUCAAGCUAGAUCAGUUGAUAAAUGAUCUCAGACAAAACAAGAUAUCUGGAAAAGUCAAAGACAAAUAUCCAAUAGGUGAAGAUAUUGACAAUAUCAUUUCAAUUGAAAUUCAUAAUGAAGCAAAUGAUCCAGAAUACUAUGAUGCAGUUAAAAAUUUGAUGAUCCAUGGACCAUGCGGACAUGAUCGUGUCACUGCAACUUUUUAUGGAAAUGCUAAUGAUGGUAAUGUGCAUGGUCACAUGGAUGAAAUAAAUAUGUACUAUGAUUGCAAGUAUAUUUCACCAUGUGAGGCGGCUUGUAGGAUUUUUGGUUUUGAUAUUCAUUAUAGAGACCCUCCAGUCGAGAGAUUGAAUUUCCAUCUUCCCAAUGAGCAAAACAUAGUAUUUUAA
Molecule: messenger RNA, 534 nt
Organism: Ziziphus jujuba (common jujube)
Lineage: Eukaryota; Viridiplantae; Streptophyta; Magnoliopsida; Rosales; Rhamnaceae
Exons: 3
Coding region: 1-534 (177 amino acids)
Source: RefSeq, a predicted model, not a curated record